This is a messenger RNA of Spirodela intermedia, 5068 nucleotides long. Lineage: Eukaryota; Viridiplantae; Streptophyta; Magnoliopsida; Alismatales; Araceae. The record is from the annotation of a GenBank genome assembly.
AUGGUGGCCUCCCUGACCUCUGUUCUCCAUCUCCGGCUAACCACAAGCUCCGUUCUCCAUCGACGCAGUGGCUCCCGAGGACUUCGGGUGGGAAAAUGUUAUGCUGAAGCGUUGCCGACUGCUCCACAGAUCAACUUGGAGACGCUGCAGACCGCCAUCUCCAAGGUUUCCCGCCUUGACCGUGCUCUUUCUUCUGUGUCUCUCCUUUUUGAAUCCGCCAUUUGUAAAUUUUCUCGAAAUUUGUCGUGAUUAUUUGCGUCGCGAACCGUUUUAACGGUCUCUGUACGAAUUACCUCCGUUUCCGAUCUGAUUCGGUACCGUGGUUGAGUUGGAGACUGACGUCAUGGGGCUAUGCGAUCCGUGAAUAAUGUAAGGAAGUAUGUUUUUUAGUAUCCACAUUCAAUUUUAUGAUUGAAUUGCGGCGGCUACGUAUUCGUAGAGGUCUUCGUACAAGCUAAAUUUGUUCCGUUAUAUUCACGCACAGCACAAACGAGGUGGAUGUUUCCGUUUGAAGUGUAUCAGAUUUUAUUGCAACGCCUGGUAGAAUAUGAUAUUUAGAUAUAAUUUAAUAAUAUCGAUAUGUUGAACAGUCGAGUCUUAUCAGCCUCAGAUACCCUUGACAUCAGUAUUCUUUAUUCAUUUUUUUCUAGCCUCUUUAACACCAAUAUCGUUUGUCACAUUUUUAUUAGACCUAGAUUCUGGAGACUCUUCUUUUCGGUUGGAGUAUUCAGCCUACCCGAUCCAUGUAGAAUAAUAUUUUUGACCAUUUAAGGCAUCCUUUGCUUUUCCCGGAUUUCGUUUAAUCAUCAUAUAACGACAACUGUUUUGAAGCAAAUUUAUUGAACAAGUUUUUUCAUCUGUGGUCUUUAUUUCGGGGUUGACAUCGGACUAUUUAUUUUGUUGGAAGGUAUUCUCAUACUUUUCUGGUUGCAGAAAGAUGCUGAUGCGGUCAAAGAGGCGCUUGAUCUGCUAAGUCAAAACGAGUGGGCCAAGAAAUGGAAUUCUCAGCCAUAUGUUUCACGCAGAACGGUCAGCUCUCCAUUCUGUCACCACUGAUUCAUAUCCUAUUCAAGUUCUAGUCACAUCAACAACUGUCUUUUGUUCAUCCGCUCCUCAUAACCAUUUUUAUUUCGUAAAUCUCCCGGUGGAUUAAACAUAUAACAGUUUUGAAAAUUUUGCACAGACAUCUCUGCGGGAGCUCACAACUCUUGGGAUUCAAAAUGCUGAGAACCUUGCAAUUCCAAGUGUUAGAAAUGAUGUAAGUUCGAACGUGCAAGGCCUACUCGCUGGAAAUAUGUCUCUUUAUAGUUGCCCCCUUUAAAAACGAAUAGAAAAUUUCUAAAACCUUCUACACGUAGGAUUUUUUUUCAUUAUCUCACUAAUGAUAAAGGAGAUUGGCAAUCUGGAAUUUUUAAAAAAGUUGUUUCUGUUGAUGGAAAUUCUUUAUUGCACCUGAACGGUGAACUACUGGAAAUAAUGUCUGGCUGGCUCAAUGUAAUCCAACUGAAACUAGAAAGCUUGUUUUUUCUGUAAUCAUAAAUGGAAGACCCAUGUUCUUUCUUAUUAGCCUUCAAUUUUCGUUAAAUAACUGAUGGCUCCCAGUAACACAGGCUGCGUUUCUUUUCACGGUUGUGGGAACCACAGGAUUCUUGGGCGUUCUUGCUGGGCAACUCCCUGGGGUACUGUCUGAAACUUUCAUUCUUUGAUUCAAAAUACUCCGAUUUGAUAUUCUUGAGGUUAAUUUUCAACUAUUUGAAACUUUUUGUUAUUCAAAACAUCUUUUUGUUUUAUUUUGACUCUUAUUUUUCCAAUAUGAACCAUGUAAAACGCCAUAUUGCCGUAAAAUUUUAUCAAAGCUGAUGCUAGACCAGCUGCUGAAUUGAUCUUAAGUAUUUUCUGAGAGCUGCGGAAAAUUGAUUCCUAUUACGCUUUGAAGUUGAUGAUAUCCUUUGAGCUUUAGCAUAAAAAUAAAUAAAUUAAUCUUCCCUGUUGCGUGCUUGAGAUAUUAGCUCAUCCCGUAUGAGUAAGUUCAACCGCCUGAGUGAGCUCGAAUUGCACGCCUUCUGGCAUUCCAUCAAUAAAUAAAUCCAUGAGAUGUUGAUCGUGUGUAACUGUAGAUGUGUGUUGAGUCAAUGGUACAUUUUUUUAUAGACGCUAGAAAUACACUACAGGGUAGUUGGAAGGUCAGGAAUGAGGAUGAAGAGUUGGACUAUUUAUGCAUUACUGUUGUAUGUGGCGAGGGAAAAAUGUGUGAUAUGUAAUGACAUAAACAAUAGAGAACCAGAGGCUGGGUCAUGUAUGAUGGGUGAUAUUUUUUAGGCUUAAUGGCAGAACCAGGGUUCUUAGGAGAGGUGAGGUCAGUCUAAUUCUCAUUUGUUGUCAUAUUUUUCAUUACUUAUUAUGAUACUGUGAUUUUCUGGGGAAUCCUAUUUUUGAAAUCAAAUACAAACACAUUGGUAUUCAUCUAUACUGCUCGCAAUAUAAUGUGUCAAUUAUUUUAACUAUCAUCUGUUUCUGUCGGUCAAUCUAGUUUAUAGUGCUCUCUUCCAAACCUUAUUUCAUCCCUCAAAGAAAUUUCUUAGUUGUCCCUCGGGAAGUUGGGUCCAUGAUUUUUGCACAGUAUUCAUACGAUUAUAGGUUAUUGUUGUAGGGCUUGUGGUGAUGUUGCUGACGAUGAUGCUCCUCAUACAGAAGUUGUCAAUGUCCUAUCUAUGAAAUCAGAACUGGUCUCUGUGACGCGUCUAUUCUUUGUUGAACAAACUUUGUAUUCUGUUCUAUAUCCCCGAAAGCAUGAAUUCCGAAAUUAUCUGGUUCUGUAUUGAUAUAAUUCACAUAUGGAUAUAUGUGGAUUUAUUUUCUGUUCUAACUAUUGGAUUUUACAGGAUUGGGGUUUUUUCGUGCCCUACCUCAUUGGAAGCAUUUCUUUGAUUGUCCUGGCUGUGGGGAGCAUUUCUCCUGGGUAAGAUUCUUUGCAGUUGAAGAUAUUCCCUCUUCUUGAUGCCCAACUAAAAAACUUGAUAUUCUCUAAUUUACUGGGUUUACUAUCAAUAGGGGGAAUAAAAAAUAAUUUUCAAUGUUCCCACAUUUCCAAGUCGAAGGGAUCUACAACAUCGACAGGGACUUGUUUAAAAUAUUUUAUUCUUUUCAUAUUUUUUAGGAGAUUUUAUUUGACCAGCGCAUUGCGUUCCGCAGAAUAUGACGAAGAAGGUAUUAAUAGGAUGACGAUACCCAAAUUCAGAAUAAGGCCAGCCUUGCAGUAUUGUAUCAUUGCGAGGGGCCUUCGUCCACCUUCAGAACCACGUAAACAUACAGAUCCUGAGGUACCAGAUAAACUACCCUCUCUGUCACUAACGCCUAUAGACGAGUCCAGCUCACAUCCAACCAAGUGUUUAAGAACGAUAUUUCCUUUUAUUUCACGGUCUGUGAAUGCCCGUCAGGCUCCUCAGGCUUGCAAACCUACAAGAUGCUAAUAUCGGGAAGGUCUUUUGCGUUAGAAGGACGAAUGAAUUUACCCUUGAAAGUUUAGAUUCUUUUCAUAUAUUAUCAUUGAUUAUUAUGGGAGUCGGAUGGCGGGUCAUGCUUGCUGUUAACAAGAGCGUUUUUAUUGUGUUCAUAUUUCCAUCAUAUCUUUUUCUUUCUUAGAGAGCAUUAGUGACCGUCAGAUGGCUAUAUUUAGCAUAUAUUUUGGAGGCCCAAAGCUUUCUAAGUACUCUACACAAUCGAAUUGGGGGAUCUGCACAAAUUGUGAAAUGGAUCUUCUUCUUCCUUUUUUUUUUUUUGUUACCAUGAAUAUAUUUCUCCACAUAUUCAUCACUUCCCUGCUAAGCUGAAAGGAGGCAUAAAUCACGCAUACAUUCGGGGCGGCCCAUAUUAUUUUAUUCUAUAAUGAGGACCCCUGAGAAAAGUGACAGCUGAUGCUUGUUAUUCUUCUUCUUCGCAGCCUUCUUCAGGCGGGGAUCGGAGCUUUCUCAGCUUUCUUCCCCGACUACCAGGACAGGAUCACCAGUCAUGAGGCAGCGCAUUUUCUCGGUAAGUGAAAAUCAGAUGGAACGCGCCCUCUUGUCUACUCUCCUCCUCCUCCCCCCGGAGACAGCAGAAAUCAAAGCGUCGCGGUGCCCAUGGAAUCUAAGAUUCCCCCGUCUAAGCUCGAAAAUCUCUUCUAUUUCACUCCUUUUUUGUGAAAUCGAGUCCCUCUCCGCUCCCUUCGUGUCUUCACCUGGGUUUUCGUUCCUCUUUCUAAUUUUGGGAUGAUGAGUUCUUCGUGACUUUUCACCUGGUUUUUUUCUGCUUUCUAUUUCUCGGAGUCUUUCUCCGUCGACGUGGAUGGGUGGAGUGGAAGAAAUGACGCCAUUGUUUCUGUAUGGAAUGUCCAGUGGCGUACCUGGUGGGCCUCCCCAUUCUGGACUACUCCUUGGACAUCGGCAAGGAGCACAUCAACCUGCUCAACGAGAGACUCCAGAAGCUGAUCUACAGCGGGCAACUCGACGACAAAGAACUAGACAGGUACAGAGAUCUCGACGCGUUGACUUUUUCCCUUUUCUAACAGAAAAAUCGCGGAUAUUUUCGUUGCGCCGUUGACUCCUGUCCUGGGUUGGACCGCAGGUUGGCGGUGGUGUGCAUGGCUGGCCUGGCUGCCGAGGGGCUGAGAUACGACAAGGUUGUCGGCCAGUCGGCGGAUCUCUUCACCCUCCAGGUCGCCGCUCUGGCCAUCAUUAUAUCCUCUUCUCUUCUCCAUUACUACUUGAAACCAUCUCACCUCUCUCUCCCUUUCUUUCUCUUAUCUCUUCAGAGACUUAUAAACAGGACCAAAGCGCAGAUAAGCAAGGAGCAGCAGCAGAAUCUCACCAGAUGGGCGGUGAGUUGCUCACCGCCGGCGCUCUACUUCUUCUAGUUCUCGUUCGUCUCCGCCGCGGAGAAUAAUAAAUAAUCUUGACAGCAGGUUCUGUUCGCGGCGUCGCUGCUGAAGAAUAACAGGGCGGCGCACGAGGCCCUGAUGGCGGCCAUGGCGAGGAAAGCCCCCGUGAUGGAGUGCAUCGAGGCGAUAGAAAACCCCGGGGAAAAAAAGUGA